AUGACAAAUACUCUAUACUUGUUGCCAAUGCAUUUGCCUACCAGUCCUUCACUCAUCCACUUCUCGCCAAAUGUCACACAACAUGAAGAGCGAGAAGAAGAGAAGGAACACAGCAUUGGAUACGAAUGGAAACAAGAAAACUCGUAUAUGACUUGUAUUUCAAGUCGACUCCACUAUACCUUUUCGUUCGCUCGUCAAUGCGUUCAUCACAUCAGCAGAUGUUGUGAAUUGACUCCUAAAAAAGUUGUUUCAAUGAGAUUUUCCCAAUGCCUCAGCCCUUAUAUGCCCAAAGCCAUACCGAGAGUCGAGUCCAACAACUUUUUUCUUCUCUUACUCUACCGACGACUUGAUAUAUUAAAAAGGGCUGGAAGUGAUGGACUGACUGCCACUACACUCGUCAGCGAUGGUGUACGAAGGGAAGUGGAGGUCAUCUCCAAGAAAUAG
Molecule: messenger RNA, 444 nt
Organism: Medioppia subpectinata
Lineage: Eukaryota; Metazoa; Arthropoda; Arachnida; Sarcoptiformes; Oppiidae
Source: the annotation of a GenBank genome assembly